This is a messenger RNA of Oryctolagus cuniculus (rabbit), 4245 nucleotides long. The record is from RefSeq and is a predicted model, not a curated record. NCBI's taxonomy places the organism in Eukaryota, Metazoa, Chordata, Mammalia, Lagomorpha, Leporidae.
CUGGAGGUGGUAUAUCCUGUCUGGCGGAGGGCGGGCCUCGCCAGUGCCACAGAGGGACGAGCCGGGGGUAGAGGCGCCAGGAGCAGCUGCCGGGAGCCUCAAGCAGACCGCGCACUCUAUGGCCAUAGGGAGCCGCUGAGAGCCAGAAGAGCACGCUCCCGCCGCCCGCUGCGCCGCACGCCCUCCUGCGCCUCUCUGCCCGCCCGGCCCGGCCCGCGCCUCCCGCCACCAUGAACCACUCGCCGCUCAAGACCGCCCUGGCAUACGAGUGCUUCCAGGACCAGGACAACUCCACGCUGGCCCUGCCGUCCGACCAGAAGAUGAAGACCGGCACGUCGGGCCGGCAGCGCGUGCAGGAGCAGGUGAUGAUGACGGUCAAGCGGCAGAAGUCCAAGUCUUCCCAGUCGUCCACCCUGAGCCACUCCAACCGAGGUUCCAUGUACGACGGCCUGGCCGACAAUUACAACAACUACGGCACCACCAGUCGGAGCAGCUACUUCUCCAAGUUCCAGGCUGGAAACGGCUCAUGGGGCUAUCCGGUGACUGACUUCACCCCCGGCCCUCACUUCCUCCUGUGCCGAAGGGAUAUAACAAAGUCGACUUUGUUGGAUUAUUGUCAGGAUCAAAUCUACAAUGGGACCCUCAAGCGGGAGACGGACAACAGGCGCUUCAGCUCCUACAGCCAGAUGGAGAACUGGGGCCGCCACUACCCCCGGGGCAGCUACAACACCACGGGCGCGGGCAGCGACAUCUGCUUCAUGCAGAAGAUCAAGGCCAGCCGCAGCGAACCUGACCUCUACUGCGACCCCCGGGGUACCCUGCGCAAGGGCACGCUCGGCAGCAAGGGCCAAAAGACCAGCCAGAACCGCUACAGCUUCUACAGCACCUGCAGCGGUCAGAAGACCACCAAGAAGUGCCCUGUGCGCCCACCUUCCUGCACCUCCAAGCAGGACCCGGUGUGUGUGCCCACCAUCUGCAACAAGGACCUGUCCUUCGGCCACUCGAGGGCCAGCUCCAAGAUCUGCAGCGAGGACAUUGAGUGCAGUGGGCUGACCAUCCCCAAGGCUGUGCAGUACCUGAGCUCCCAGGACGAGAAGUACCAGGCCAUCGGGGCCUACUACAUCCAGCACACCUGCUUCCAGGAUGAAUCCGCCAAGCAGCAGGUCUACCAGUUGGGCGGCAUCUGCAAGCUGGUGGACCUCCUGCGCAGCCCUAACCAGAACGUCCAGCAGGCGGCCGCGGGCGCCCUGCGCAACCUGGUGUUCAGGAGCGCCACCAACAAGCUGGAGACCCGCAGACAGGGCGGGAUCCGCGAGGCCGUCAGCCUCCUGAGGCGGACCGGGAGCACCGAGAUCCAAAAGCAGCUGACCGGGCUGCUCUGGAACCUGUCGUCCACCGACGAGCUGAAGGAGGAGCUGGUGGCCGACGCCCUGCCCGUCCUGGCCGACCGCGUCAUCAUCCCCUUCUCCGGCUGGUGCGACGGCAACAGCAACGUGUCCCGAGACGUGGUGGACCCCGAGGUCUUCUUCAACGCCACGGGCUGCCUGAGGAACCUGAGCUCGGCGGACGCGGGGCGUCAGACCAUGCGCAACUACGUGGGGCUCAUCGACUCCCUGAUGGCCUACGUGCAGAACUGCGUGGCUGCCAGCCGCUGUGAUGACAAGUCAGUGGAGAAUUGCAUGUGCAUCCUGCACAACCUCUCCUACCGCCUGGACGCGGAGGUGCCCACGCGCUACCGCCAGCUGGAGUACAACGCACGCAAUGCCUACACUGAAAAGUCCUCCACUGGCUGCUUCAGCAACAAGAGCGACAAGAUGAUGAACAACAACUACGACUUCCCCCUCCCCGAGGAAGAGAGCAACCCCAAGGGCAGCAGCUGGCUCUACCACUCGGAUGCCAUCCGCACCUACCUGAACCUCAUGGGCAAGAGUAAGAAAGAUGCCACCCUGGAGGCCUGUGCUGGCGCCCUGCAGAACCUGACGGCCAGCAAGGGCCUGAUGUCCAGCGGCAUGAGCCAGUUGAUCGGGCUAAAGGAGAAGGGCCUGCCCCAAAUCGCCCGCCUGCUGCAGUCUGGCAACUCGGAUGUGGUGCGGUCGGGGGCCUCCCUGCUGAGCAACAUGUCCCGCCACCCCGCGCUGCACAGGGCCAUGGGGAACCAAGUGUUCCCAGAAGUGACCAGACUCCUCACCAGCCACACUGGCAACACCAGCAACUCCGAAGACAUCCUGUCGUCGGCCUGCUACACCGUGAGGAAUCUGAUGGCCUCGCAGCCGCAGAUGGCCAAGCAGUACCUGAAUGGCAACGUGCUGCACAACCUGGUCAACCUGUGCCGCGGCAGCACCUCGCCCAAGGCUGCGGAAGCUGCCCGGCUCCUCCUGUCUGACAUGUGGUCCAACAAGGAGCUGCAGGGCGUCCUCAGACAGCACGGCUUCGACAGGAACAUGCUGGGGACCCUGGCCGGGGCCAGCAGCCUCCGGAACUUCACCUCCAGGUUCUAAGAAGAGGAGGCUGCCGCACAAGUUCAGCUGGCAGGGACGUGACCCAGUGGAGAAGACCUCAGGCCCUGCCGGAUGGGUCAUGCUGUCCAUCUGUGCAGUAUUUGGAAAAGUUCAGAGCGACCUGAAGACUGUGGAUGAUGGAAAUGUUUUUAGAUUCUUUUUUUUUUUCCUAGGGGGACCUGGCAGGCAGUGGGGGGUGGGGAGGCUGGGCAGGGAGGAGUUUUCUUGAGUUUCAAAAGGGCUUAUUUCUGAUGUCAAUGCCUCUUCCUCUAAGAAGCGGUAUAUAUAUAUGUGUGUGUGUGUGUAUGUGUGUGUGUGUAUGUGUGUGUGCCAUGUGUGCAUGUGUGUGUGUAGGGCUGCCUGGACACGUAACCACUCCAAGAGCCAGGCAAGCUAUGCCCCUGCAGCUCAGCUCACGGCCGUCCAAGGUCCUGCAGGCCUGCUGCCCACCACUGCCCAGUGCCCGGCAGGAGGGGAGAGGAGCUGGGGCUGGGGCUGGGGCUGGGGCUGGGCCUGGGGCUGGGGCUUGCCGCCUCCCCGAGAGGCUGCUUUGCAGGGUGGAGGCCGGCCCGGCUCCUGUAUCUCAUGGGAAGAUCUCAGCAGUCUCAGGAGGCCUGGGGCGGGCGCGGGGCGGGGCCCAGGGAGGCCGGGACCAUCGUGUUGGCUCUGUGCGGUGAGGACAGCCCUGGGAGCCGGAGCCAGCAAGAUGGGGCUCACCGGUGCCGCGUGGGCGAGGCUGGUAGGGGGCUUGGAGUCCUGAUGCUGCGGGGGAAAAAGAAGUUCCAGGUGGUGCUGAAAGCCAAAGAGCCGUUCAGGGAAUGGCCAGGGCAACAGGCCGGGGCUGGGCAUCCUACCCACCCCGGCUUCCGGUGCGGGGAGCGCACGAGGCUGACCUGAACCCGAUGCUGCAUCCGGGGGCACUUGACUAGACCAGGGAAGACAGCAUCUCUCCGUGCGUCCCAGCCGGGGACGCCCCACUGCCCUGCUCCCCAGCCAGCCUGCCUGCCUUGCAGCUGCGCAGUAGCAGGAGGGCUCCCGGGGGAGCCUCCGAGGAAACCUGUCGGGAGCCCUCUCAGCGUCCUUGCCCCAGCCCCCACCCGCCGUGGCACAGGCCCGGGUCCCUCUGCACUCGGACAUGGGCUGCUGCUGGCUCCUCCUCGGCCUCUGCCUCCGCCUCCCGACUGCACUCAGCCCAGGCCAGGCCACUUCCCACCCCAGCAGUCAGCCUGGAAGACGGCUUCGUGGACUCAGGAGGACUGGGAAGGGGCGGGGCACCUGGCAGGUGCAGCCUUGUCCUCUGGUGCUGAGCCUGGGCCUCACACGACCACAUUCCACACCCAGAACAUGACGGUCCGAUCUGCAGACAAAUGAGAGGGGACACAGACUCUGUUCCCACCCUGGCCCUGGGCUCUCCCAGGCUUGAGACAAACCCAGCAAUUGGCCACCAGCAGUGGCCAGGUGACACAGACCCCACACCUCUUGGGCGAGGAUACCACUGCCAGUCCACCUCUGCACCUGGCUGACAGGCAGGGGCUCAAAUGACCCAGGCUGGGUGCGGGGAGGGCCGGGGCAGGAAGGCCUGGGCUGCCGCGAGGAAUCUUGGGGCUUCCCAACAGCCUGUCCUCCCCGCCGCUUUGUGUUUGCAUGAGAGCCUGUGCCAGCCCAGCCCAGCUUCCCUGUAUGUUAUACCAUGUAUUUGCUUUUUUGGAAAUAUAGGAAAUCAAUAAAUUGCUAGCGUUGUCUUGAA